Messenger RNA from Malassezia japonica, 1308 nucleotides. RefSeq names its product Serine/threonine-protein phosphatase 2A activator 2 (gene RRD2). Gene Ontology annotation, cellular component: cytoplasm; nucleus; protein phosphatase type 2A complex. The record is from RefSeq and is a predicted model, not a curated record. Bases 1 to 1308 code for a protein of 435 amino acids. Gene Ontology annotation, molecular function: protein tyrosine phosphatase activator activity; peptidyl-prolyl cis-trans isomerase activity. The transcript has 3 exons. Gene Ontology annotation, biological process: mitotic spindle organization. Lineage: Eukaryota; Fungi; Basidiomycota; Malasseziomycetes; Malasseziales; Malasseziaceae.
AUGUCGACCCCACCUGUCGAAGCCGCGCGAGGGGCGCUUGCGAACAAACUGCGUGCCGUGCGCUCGGAGGAUACGCCACCAUCUGCCCCUACGCCUGUUGCACCGGGGCCUACAGACCCUUUUGAGGGCGCCGUGGAGCCUGUCAUCGAGCAGCGCGUGGCGUGGCCAGAAGCACUGCCACGUAAGCGCAUCCUGUCGCAGCAUGACCUUGACCACUUUACAGAGUCGCCAGCGUUUCGCGAGCUACUCGGACUGAUCAAGACGUGCAAUGCGAGUGUCCGUGGGCACAAGCUCUCUGACAAGAUGGACGUGAGCGAGCCUGUCGCUGCCAUCCUCCGCAUCCUCGACGAGGUACAGACGCUUGUCCAGGAGACGCCGCGGGAUACCGACUCGGCGUCAACAUCGCGGUUUGGAAACCCUGCUUUCCGGGUCCUGUACGAAAAAAUUGUCAACGCCACCGACGCUUUGUUCCAGACCAUUCCGGGCUUGGACGCUGGCGAGGACGAAGCAUACCUUGCGCGCGCGCGCAAGGAGCUUGCCGUGUAUUUUUACGAGAGCUGGGGGAAUGCAAAGCGUAUCGACUACGGCAGUGGUAUGGAGCUCAACUUUCUGUGCUGGAUAUUGGGCCUGGUAAAGCUCGGAGUCCUUGUGUUGCCGCGCGACGCGGAAACGAUUGUCUUGCGCAUUUUUUGGAAGUAUAUCGAGACGAUGCGGACGAUCCAGUCUACGUACUGGCUCGAGCCGGCAGGCAGCCACGGCGUUUGGGGUCUGGACGACUACCAUUUCCUGCCGUUUCUCUGGGGCGCAGCGCAGCUCAUGGACCACAGCUUUUUGCGUCCAAAAUCGAUCCACGAUCAUGAAAUUGUGGACGAGUGUGCAAAGGAUUACAUGUACUUUGCCUGUAUCCAAAACAUUAAUGCCAUCAAAACAGAAUCGCUCCGGUGGCACUCGCCGAUGCUCGAUGAUAUCUCGGGCGUACGGUCUUGGAGCAAGGUGAACCAGGGCAUGGUCAAAAUGUACCGCGCCGAAGUCUUGCGCAAGCUUCCCAUUGCACAGCACAUCUAUUUCGGCACCUUGGUUAAUUUUGGUGCGCCCGAUACCGAUAUUGGCGAUGUGGAGGAAGACGAGCAUGGGCACCGAUUCCAGGCGGACGAGGCGCACGGUCAUGCUGCGCACGGUCACGGCGAAGGUCAAGCUGCUGGUUGGGGCGACUGCUGCGGAAUUCCAAUUCCAAGUGCAUUUGCGGCGGCAGAGCAGGGCCAAGGUACUGCGGCGCGUACUCCUAUUCGGCGUAUUCCGUUUGACUAG